This is a messenger RNA of Sorghum bicolor (sorghum), 1828 nucleotides long. RefSeq names its product GDSL esterase/lipase At5g45910. The transcript is spliced from 5 exons. The coding region runs from base 375 to 1619 and encodes 414 amino acids. The record is from RefSeq and is a predicted model, not a curated record. Lineage: Eukaryota; Viridiplantae; Streptophyta; Magnoliopsida; Poales; Poaceae. Gene Ontology annotation, molecular function: hydrolase activity, acting on ester bonds.
UAUGCCCUUAAGGUAAAAAAAAAAAAAACGCGUCCACUGCACUGAUCGAUUCCCUCUCGAUCCGUCGUAUAGUAGCCAGAAACGGGCACACACGGCUUCACCAGCCGCGCUCCAAAAACGCCCCCAAAACGGAUGGCUGCUGGAACAGUACAGGCACGCCAGCCAGCCAUGCGUGGUAGCUUAGCUGUAGCUGUUGAGCUCAGCUGCCAAGCCACGCCCACACAGCCGUCGUCCACUACAUUUGAUAUUUUGAUGCGUUGCGUUGCGCGUCGCCAUCGGCCAUCGCCACCCCACCUGUCGUCGUCUGUGUGCCGCUGAGCAACGACGACGACGCACACGACGGCCCGGAAGGAGGCCGGGAGCGAGAGAGCAAGAUGAGGUGCAAGCAGCUCUUGCCGCCGUGCGCCGUCUGGCAGCUGCUCGUCGUCCUAGUCUUGUCGUCGUCGUCGGCGGCGGCGGCGGCGGCGCCAGUUCCCGCCUCAUCCACCACUCUCCGCGUGCAGCAGCGCUACGAUUCCAUCUUCAGCCUGGGCGACUCGUACGCGGACACCGGCAACGGCCCCGUCGUCUUCGGCUGGCACGCCAUCGCCAGCCCCGUGAUGCGCCCGCCCUAUGGCUCCACCUUCUUCGGCCACCCCACCGGACGCAACUGCGACGGCCGCCUCGUCAUCGACUUCCUCGCUGAGAGCCUGGGCCUGCCGCUCGUCCCGCCUUUCCUUCGUCACGGGGCGACGAGCUUCCGCCGCGGCGCCAACUUCGCCGUCGGGGGCGCCACCGCCCUCGACGCCAGCUUCUUCCACCGCUGGGAUCCCCCCGGCGGCGGCAGCGUGUUCCCACUCAACGUCAGCCUCGCCGUGCAGCUGCAGUGGUUCCAGUCGCUCAAGCCCUCGCUCUGCGCCACGCCAAAAGACUGCAGCCAGUUGUUGGGCAGAUCGCUCUUCUUCGUAGGCGCGUUCGGCGCCAACGACUACCUCCUCGCCAUGGCGGCGAUGAGGCUCGAGCAAGUCAGGUCACUCGUCCCAGCCGUCGUCAGGACCAUCUCCAUGGCCGUCGAGAGGUUGAUCGUGGAGCACGGGGCGACAACCGUGGUGGUCCCCGGCGUGAUUCCGGUGGGGUGCGCGCCGCCGGUGCUGGCCACGUUCGGCGACCCCGACGACCCGGCGAGCUACGACCCCCGGACGGGGUGCCUGAGAGCGAUCAACGAGGUGGCCGCCCACCUCAACGCGCUGCUUCAGGACGCCCUGCGCGAGCUCCGGUCCCGGCACCGCCACCGCAUCUCCGCCGUCGUCUACGCCGACUUCUUCGGCCCCGUCAUCGACAUGGUGACGUCGCCUGCCAAGUUCGGGUUUGAUGAAGACGUGCUGACGCUUUGCUGCGGAGGACCCGGGCGGUUCAACUACAACAGGCACGUUUUCUGCGGCGAACCUGGCGCCAACGAGUGCAAGGACCCGUCGGCUCGUCUGUUCUGGGACGGCGUGCACCUGACGGAGGCGGCCUACCGGUACGUCGCCGCCGGCUGGCUUAGCGCCAUAACGUCGCCGCCGCCGGGACGGAGUGGCGGCGGUGGUGGUGGUGCCACACUGCCAACCGGAACCGGACGGCGGAGGCUGCAACUGUGAGCAAGGAUUCCCCGUGCUAUAACACUGACCGGUGAAAGCCACCGGAACCAUGCAUAAAAGUUUGUUGACGCUCCUUGUUGGUUUGGUGUUGUCGCUAGUACUUCUUGGCUGCCUACUGUACUUGGUAGUAGACACUAGACAGCAAUGCAAGAUAACAAGAUUUGUCGAUGUUGUCGAUACCAGAACCAGAUGACGUACUUCGACGGCCA